CUAACAAUUACAUUUAUCCACAUCGUUUACUCAAGUAACCGCUUCUAAAAAUCUCAAUUGAAGUUCCGUUGGUCCCAGCUCCAUUUCAAAGUCUUGCACAAUGCAAAUCGCGAAACCACAUGCAGCCAUACUUGCAAGCCCCGGCAUGGGACAUCUUGUUCCUGUUCUGGAGCUUGGAAAACGCCUUGUUACCCUUCACAACCUCCAAGUCACCAUCUUUAUUGUGGCUCCUGCCACUUCAGAUGAACAGUUAUCUCAACUUCUGGAUUCACAAAAUCAAGAUUUCCUCCACAUCGUCUUACUCCCGUCAGUGGACGUCUCUGGCAUAGCCGAUGCGGAAGCAUCAAUAUCAACAAAGAUUGUAAUUAUGAUGCAUCAGUCCUUGCCACUCCUCCGAUCUGCGAUUUCUGCAAUGACAAUACGUCCGACGGCUCUGAUUGUCGACUUGUUUGGAACUGAAGCUAUGGCGAUUGCUGAUGAAUUUGAGAUGUUGAAGUACGUAUUCAUUGCGUCUAAUGCCUGGUUUUUUGCUGUUAUAGCAUAUGCUCCAGAACUUGAUAGAAAGGUGUUAGCUGAACACGUUUACCAGCAGCAACCGCUAAAACUCCCUGGUUGCACGCCUAUCCGGUUCGAGGAUAACCUUGAGGUCUUUCCGGCCUUUGAGAAUCCCAUGUAUGAUGGAUUUAUGCAUGCAUCAAUGGAGAUGGCAUUAGCCGAUGGAAUUAUAAUAAAUACGUGGGAGGAUUUAGAGCCCAAAACACUAAGAGCCCUGAGAGAUUCUAAUUUGCUGGGACGCGUCUGCAAGGCACCUGUUUAUCCUGUUGGUCCAUUGGCAAGAUCGGUUCAACCACCGAUUUGGAGAAAGGAAGUACUGGAUUGGUUGGACAAGCAACCUAGAGAAUCAGUAAUAUAUGUCUCGUUUGGAAGUGGUGGAACAUUAUCAGCAAAACAAAUGGUAGAGCUGGCAUCGGGUUUGGAACUAAGCCAACAAAGAUUCCUUUGGGUGGUACGUCCCCCGUUUGAGAAUGAUGUAUCGGGGUCGUUUUUCUCUGUAGGGAUAAACUCUUCCAGUGUUCAGGAGUUCUUACCGGAUGGGUUUUUAACCCGGACCGAAAACGUAGGACUGGUGGUACCUAUGUGGGCUCCUCAAGCAGAAAUCUUGGGACAUCAAUCUGUCGGUGGAUUUUUGUCACACUGUGGAUGGAAUUCAACAAUAGAAAGUAUAACUAAUGGGGUCCCAAUCAUCGCAUGGCCACUAUACGCAGAGCAGAAGAUGAAUGCUACGUUGCUGACAGAGGAGCUUGGGGUUGCUGUGCGUUCAAAGGAGUUGCCGUCAGAGAGUAUAGUGGAGAGACAUGAGAUAGAGAUGAUGGUGAGAAAGAUCAUGGUCGACAAAGAAGGGCAUGCUACAAGGAAUAAGGUGAAGGAACUAAAACUCAGCGGUGAAAAAGCUUCGAGUAAAGGUGGUUCCUCCUAUAAUUCACUUUCCCAACUGGCCAAUAGCUUCCAGAGUUUCCUCCAAACUUUGGAAGUAAAAGCUAAAGGUGGUUAAAACGAAAAAUCUAGACUUGAAUGGGUUACCACGUUGUCCGCGUACCAAAAUUGAAUAAAUUU
This is a messenger RNA of Pistacia vera, 1614 nucleotides long. Its product is annotated as anthocyanidin 3-O-glucosyltransferase 5-like. The record is from RefSeq and is a predicted model, not a curated record. Bases 101 to 1552 code for a protein of 483 amino acids. Gene Ontology annotation, molecular function: UDP-glycosyltransferase activity. The transcript has a single exon. Lineage: Eukaryota; Viridiplantae; Streptophyta; Magnoliopsida; Sapindales; Anacardiaceae.